CAGGUCCUCAGCCAAGCGCCGCGUGCCAGACUUCCCACGCCGCCUCCCCGACCAGGGUCAGCAGCACCACCAGCCCCGCUAGCGCCGCCCAGCUCUCUCUCGGCGGCUGGACGCGGCGGGCUCGGCUGCGCCUUAACUUUACCCCGGCGCGGGGCGGGCUUUGGCUACUUUGGCGGGAGAGGCGGAGUGGGGGGUACGGAGCCGCCCGGCGGCAGGUGCGGGUCUCUUCUGGCGGGGGCGGGGCCGCUUCGCCGGGCUCCUCGGAGCGGGCUCGCGAGCGCCUUUGUGUUGUGAGGGGAGAAAGGAAGAAGCCAGAGCCGGGAGACUACAGCGGAGCAGCAGCCACUGAGCAGCGGGCGCCGAGCUUUAAAUGAGCAUUCACACCGCGCCGGGAGAGCAGCGCGGGCUGGCUCGGACGGAGCGCGUGUGGAGGCAGCGAGCGCGUCCCCUCGGCUCCAGCAGAGCUUACAAUGCAUGGUAGCUGUUGAUCUGAUCCUUCCAUAUUGAAACAGUAUCAGCAAAUGUGGGAUUAUUCUGGAAUGGAAAGAGAAAGGAAGGAGACUCAAAAGACAGAAAACUCAAGAUGGCAUAAAAUUGGUACAAGCACCAUUUGCAGAAAGGAGGAUUGGUGUUCACAUCCAAUAAGAUCAAGAUCAAUACGGACACCUAUUACAAGAUACCUGUUUGGAUUUUAACACACUCAAGCAUCACCUCCACUGAUAUUUUAACAACCCCAUCAAGCUUUGGUUGGGUAGUCAACAGCCGCAAAGCUGCUGUCCACGUGGACUGGUGCUGACAUUUCUCGUCCAGCUGCGAGAGCCUCUCCAUCUAAACCUAGAGACAUGGCAACAAAUGGAACAAAAGUAGCUGACGGACAAAUCUCCACAGAACUCAGUGAUGCCUCGAUCACCAAUGACAAGCCUAAGACACUGGUGGUCAAGGUGCAGAAGAAAAAAGGAGAUAUUCCAGACAGAGACACCUGGAAGGGGAAAUUUGACUUUCUUAUGUCCUGUGUUGGCUAUGCGAUUGGCUUAGGAAAUGUUUGGCGGUUUCCAUACCUUUGUGGAAAAAAUGGAGGAGGAGCAUUCCUGAUUCCAUAUUUCCUUACUUUAAUUUUUGCUGGAGUUCCCCUGUUUCUUUUGGAAUGUUCGCUUGGGCAAUACACAUCCAUAGGAGGUCUUGGAGUUUGGAAGCUUGCUCCAAUGUUCAAAGGUGUGGGAUUAGCUGCUGCUGUCCUGUCCUUCUGGCUUAAUAUUUACUACAUUGUGAUUAUUUCCUGGGCCAUAUAUUACUUAUACAACUCUUUCACCACAAAUCUUCCAUGGAGACACUGUAACAACCCCUGGAACACAGACCACUGUUUCUCAAAUUAUAGUAUAGCAAAUACCACCAACAUGACAAGUGCUGUUUUGGAAUUCUGGGAACGUAACAUGCACCAAAUGACAGAUGGAUUGGAAAAACCAGGCCAGAUCCGUUGGCCAUUAGCAAUUACUCUAGCAAUUGCCUGGAUUUUAGUGUAUUUCUGCAUCUGGAAGGGGGUAGGCUGGACAGGAAAGGUAGUGUACUUCUCUGCCACAUAUCCAUACAUCAUGUUGAUUAUCUUGUUCUUCCGUGGAGUAACAUUACCUGGAGCAAGAGAAGGCAUUUUAUUCUAUGUCACUCCUAAGUUUGAGAAGCUCUCCGACUCUGAGGUAUGGCUGGAUGCUGCCACACAGAUCUUUUUCUCCUAUGGUCUGGGUCUUGGCUCAUUGAUUGCUCUUGGAAGUUACAACCCUUUCAACAACAAUGUUUACAGGGAUUCCAUCAUAGUGUGCUGCAUAAAUUCUUGCACAAGCAUGUUUGCUGGUUUUGUUAUCUUCUCCAUUGUUGGAUUCAUGGCUCAUGUCACCAAACGUCCUAUUGAAGAAGUUGCAAAAUCAGGUCCUGGGCUUGCAUUUUUAGCCUAUCCAGAAGCAGUAACACAACUUCCUGUCUCACCUUUGUGGGCAAUACUGUUCUUCUCCAUGUUGCUUAUGCUUGGAAUUGACAGUCAGUUCUGUACUGUUGAAGGAUUCAUAACAGCACUAGUGGAUGAAUUUCCAAGACUGUUACGCAGUCGGAGAGAAAUCUUUAUUGCUUGUGUGUGUGUCGUUUCCUAUCUGAUAGGACUGUCGAAUAUUACUCAGGGUGGACUAUAUGUGUUCAAGCUUUUUGACUAUUAUUCUGCAAGUGGAAUGAGUCUCUUGUUUCUUGUGUUCUUUGAGUGUAUCUCCAUAUCCUGGUGCUACGGUGUAAACAGAUUUUACGACAAUAUCCAGGAGAUGGUUGGCUAUAGGCCCUGCAUCUGGUGGAAGCUCUGCUGGUCUUUCUUUACUCCAAUCAUUGUGGCAGGUGUGUUUAUCUUCAGUGCUGUGCAAAUGACUCCUCUCACUUUGGGCGAUUACGUAUUCCCGGCAUGGGGCCAAGGUGUUGGCUGGUUUAUGGCUCUAUCAUCCAUGGUGCUGAUUCCAGGCUACAUGGCAUACAUGUUCCUUACAUUAAAAGGCUCCUUGAAACAGAGAAUCCAGGUAAUGAUUCAGCCAAGUGAAGACAUUAGUCAUCCUGAAAACGGACCUGAACAAGCCCAGCAGAGCAACUCUGCAAACAAAGAAGCAUAUAUAUAGUCUGGGUCAUUGAAAUGAUACAUAGCUUCCUUUAGGGGGGCAAAAAAAAAAAGAAAAGAAAAACCAUACACAAAUGAAAUGUGUGUUGAAUAUGACCACAAAUUUAUGUCUGAGAAUAAAAUUACCUACCUCUAGUGGCACAAAAGACCAUCACCACUAUAAGGGAAGCAAUGUGGAUAUGAUCAAACCAUUUUGUGGGCUUAGUUGUUGACAAUGUUUUGUGUUUCCUGGCAAUCCAUAGACUGUUAACAUUUUUAUUCUCUUUCAGUAAGAGCUGGAUAUCUUUGGGAAUUUAUAAAGACAUGUAGGCCAUUUUUAAUCUACCUUUUAACACAACAAUUUGAAGUUUUGUGCAGCUGAUUUUUAUUAAUAUAUUUCAUACUGUUUGAAUCCCAAGACUGUUAUUUCUGAGAACAGUUAAAACAGAAAGCUGUUUUGUAUUCACCAGCAAAGUAUUUUUUACCAA
Podarcis muralis (Common wall lizard) is the source of this 3108-nucleotide messenger RNA. Lineage: Eukaryota; Metazoa; Chordata; Lepidosauria; Squamata; Lacertidae. The record is from RefSeq and is a predicted model, not a curated record.